This is a messenger RNA of Atta colombica, 2100 nucleotides long. Its product is annotated as beta-1,3-glucan-binding protein-like. Gene Ontology annotation, molecular function: carbohydrate binding; hydrolase activity, hydrolyzing O-glycosyl compounds. Gene Ontology annotation, biological process: carbohydrate metabolic process. The coding region runs from base 3 to 1808 and encodes 601 amino acids. NCBI's taxonomy places the organism in Eukaryota, Metazoa, Arthropoda, Insecta, Hymenoptera, Formicidae. The transcript is spliced from 9 exons. The record is from RefSeq and is a predicted model, not a curated record.
ACAUGCUCUCUCGCAGAGUGGAUCGUGCGAUAGUUCAACUGAUUUUCGUACUAACAUGCAUACUUGUGAAACCAGUGCUUCUCUAUGUGCUACCGAAUCCGAUUUUCGAGGUGUUAAAGCCGCAAGGUCUUCGAGUCUCUAUACCUGAUGCACCGGGUUUAAGAAUAUUUGGAUUCCACGCCAACAUCAAUAAAGCAAUUCGCACUAAUGAAUACGGUCAAAUCGCUGGUGAUACCUAUUUGGCAACAGAUGACCGCUGGACUUUUGAGGAUUCGGAUGUGACUAUAAAAAAUGGAGAUGUACUUCAUUAUUGGAUUUAUGUGCAAGCGAAUGGAAUUAAUCACAAGAAGAAUAACCAAAGAUGGACGUAUUCCCAAAAUGAAGUUGAUAGUCAAGAAACUACACAGACGAAUUCUUCAAAAUACGAAAUUCCAACCGAGGGCCGAUUACUACUUGAAGACUAUUUUAAUUUUUUCAACGAAUCAUUAUGGAAACGCGAGAUAAAGAUGCCAUUAGAUCCGGACAACGAAUUUUGCGUAUAUCACAAUCAAAAUCAUAAGCAACUUGUGCAAGUUCAUGAUGGUCAAUUAUUCAUAAGACCAAUUAUACUGGAAGACUAUUAUGGCGAGAAUGCGACCGCAUACGGAAGAUUACAACUUAAUGAAUGUACAAGCUUGGUUGCUUUCGAAUGUACGCGACAGGCGUUAUCCUAUAGCAUUUUGCCACCCGUUAUAUCCGCACGUUUUACCACGAAAGAACGUUUCGUUUUGCAAUAUGGAAAGAUCGAAAUACGCGCGAAGUUUCCUGAGGGCGAUUGGUUGUAUCCAGAAAUGUGGCUUGAGCCACGUUAUUCUACUUACGGUAUGAACUACGCGAGUGGCCGUGUUCUUUUGGGUUUAACACGCGGCAAUGAGAAUUUGGUGAAUGCCACGGACGUUUCGAAGAUCUAUGAUACUAGACGAUUGGAUUUUGGCGUGAGAGUAAGUCCAUCUCUUAAUGAAAUCCAAGAGAUACUCGUCACAAAAGUAAACGAAUUCGGACCACGAUGGACGAAGGAUUUCCAUGUGUACACGACGAUCUGGACCAGUAAUGGUUUCACAUUUUUGGUCGACGGCGAAGAAGUUGGCCGAAUAAGCCCAAAUGAAGAGAGAUGGACGAGUAAUCCUCACGCAGACAGAAAAGCUGCCCCGUUCGAUCAAGAGUUCUUUAUCACUCUUGGUGUCGGUGUGGGUGGAGUACGUGUGUUUCCGGAUGGUACACACAGUUCCGGAAUGCGAAAACCGUGGAGAAAUAUAGACGCUAAGAUAAUGACUUUAAAAAAAGUGACUGUUAUUUUAAUCAUCUUCGUUUGGGCCACUGAUUCUCUGGCGAUUUAUUAUCCUCGUUCAAAACGAUCAAGUAAUGAAUAUAUAUUGCACAGAUGUACAGCUACUGCGGAAUUAAUUAGAAAGCAUAGGAAUGAGGAUGUUGGAGCCAGUUUACGCAGAGCUGAAGGAAACUUGGCACAAUCGCAAAUGCAACAAAAAGGUUCUCUGAUUGACGCUAUUCAAUCCGAAACUUCCAAGCAAAUUUCGAACGGUGUUUUUCGACGUAUGACUCAUAUGAGAAGACGCGGUAGUGGGCACGCACGUCGAAUCGCAGGCAAACAUUUAGCAGAUACACCUCUUAAAACCGUAAACAUCAAUGUACCACAAGACAGACCAUCAGCCUUUAAGAAGAAGAAUCCAUUACCGGAACUCUCGCGCAAUAUAUCGAGCAGAAACAUCGAUUCGUCGCCACAUGUAAUAAUUAUCAAAUCUCUCACUUAAUAUUUUUCCAAUGACAAUUUCAAUUUUAAUAAAUUUUCAAUUUAUACUGCCGCAGAUUUUAAUUUUAUUGCAAUUAGUGUAUAACUGCGUAAUACAUAAUAUUUGUAAUAAUACUAAAGAAAAGCAUAUCAUUUUUUUGGAACAAUUUACCAAUCUUAUCUUUCUACAAAUAUUAAUAUUAAUAAAUAUUAUUGUUUAUAACUGCGGCCUUUUAAAAUAAGAUUAUUUUUAUCGUAUAAUUAAAUUUUCAAUUAAAAUAAGUAUAAAGUUAAAUAAAUAAACUUGAAAUGUA